Molecule: messenger RNA, 3844 nt
Organism: Salarias fasciatus (jewelled blenny)
Lineage: Eukaryota; Metazoa; Chordata; Actinopteri; Blenniiformes; Blenniidae
Product: cadherin-related family member 5
Exons: 12
Coding region: 379-2262 (627 amino acids)
Biological process (GO): T cell costimulation; immune response; cellular response to lipopolysaccharide
Cellular component (GO): external side of plasma membrane
Source: RefSeq, a predicted model, not a curated record
GGAAGGCGGCCGGUGUUUCCCGACACGAGUCGAGCGCCUCCGAGCGAGCGCAGCCCGACAUAUUCUGAACAUCUUCCAAAUGUUGAGCCCGAGUCGUGAAGUGCGGCUCUGGAGGGGGGCGAGGUUGGACGGGAGGGAGGAAAACCUGCAGCAUCCGCACUGAUCUUCGCCUCUGAACGCAUCCGGACGUCUGCGCCGCUCGCGCCGCUCGCGCCGCUCCCGCCGGACGGAGGAAAGGUGAGGCAGCGGAGGCUUUUCAUCUCACACGCGGACACGCGUCCCGGACGCCACCGGAGCCCCACGGGUUAAAUUCUGCAGUUUUUUGGUGGAUGCGCUGAUCGGCUGUCCCGGCCCGGAGAUUCAAAAGAAUCAGCCAAGAUGGCGGCAAUCGGUGUGAUUGCACUGAGCAUCCUGAUCAGCACAGCUCUUUCUGCUCCAGUAAAAGUUAAUGAGGAGAACCUGACCUUAUUCCACGGCGAAGACUUCCACAUCCUGCUGCCGUCGCUCAAUGUGGAGGUGACGUUUCAGAACAAGUCCACUGGUCUGAUCCUGAUGAGGGACGGCGCUGUGGUCAGCAGCCGGGUCAAACUCAACCGCCACCUCAGCCACCUCGUGGUGGAUAACGUGCGCGAGGAAGACGAGGGGACGUACACCGUGAAGAAUCAAGAGAAGCCCGAUGACGUUAAACGCAUUUUCCUGAUCGUCCGAGAUUGCACAAACGAGCAGAUCGUGAAAUACGGCUCCAACUUCCGCUUGUCUUUAUCGGGGAUUACUCGUCCAAUCACCCUGGAGUACAAGUCCAGCGCUGUGGAAGCCAACCAAACAUCCAGGCCAGCUCUGGUCGUGCUGACUGCAACAGAGACAUCCCCGGAGCCCUACCAGGGCCGGAUCACCAUCAACGAUCAGUACGUCACCCUCCACGGCGUCACCGGCAGCGACGAGGGCAGCUACACCAUCUGGAAUGGCAAAGGAGACAUUCAAAAGAAGGAGUGUCUUAAUGUCAAAGAGCAUCACAACUUUGUGACCCUACCCCAAGAUGCACGACUGAAGAUCAACCUGAUUCUCAACAGCUCUUUGGUGCAACUUUACUACCGCCCCAAGUCCGAGUCCACACCACAUCUGCUGUUGGACAAGGGGGAAUUUACAAACGCACGAAUUGAUCUGGGGUUGGAGGACCGCCUCUCCUUGGAUGGUUCAGUGGUUUAUCUGGAUCAGGUCAAGCGUGCAGAUGUGGGCGAGUUCAAAAUUACAGACCUGCAGGGAUUCACUGUGUCCAACGUCCACCUGGAACUAGAACCUUACAGACUGGAGUCUCUGUAUGUGGCCAUCAUCGCCCUGUUGGGCCUGCUGGUCUUCCUUCUGCUUGUUUGUCUGCUUUCCUGCCUGAUCAAAGUGAAGAAAAGGGCCAAGAGGGCCGCUGCUCUAGAAAAGAUUGCCCAAAAUGCAGGGAAAGAGGAUGAGGGAGAAGCCUUCAGACAGGUGGUCAAGAACAUCACCAAACUCAGCGAGGAGUCGAAACACUCCCAGGCGGACAACACAGAGAAAUCUCAGAGCACCGAGGUGGACAUCAAAGGUCUGGAGGUUUCUUCGAAGGAAGUUGGGAUCGGUAACAUGGAGACCAGUGACUCGGGGGUUGGCUUUAACACUGCCCUCCCACUGGACACUGACACCGACGCUCCUGAUCAAAUCCCUGACUCUGAGGCUGUGAGCAUCUCGGCUGCUACUGAACCCAAACCAAGUCCUCCGCCUGCCGCUGCUGCUGCUGCUGACGCUGCUGCUGACUCCCAGCCAAGCGCUCCACCAGCUACGGAAACCAAACCCAGUCCAAAGAAAACCCCCGAUAAGCCCGUGGAAGCAAAGCUAGAUGUGCCCAAACCGGCAGAAGUUAAGCUCAGCCCAGCCCCGAGCCCCGAGCCCAAGUCUGGUCUGAGUCCGGCCGAGCCGAAGGCCCCCGCGCCCACCCCAAGUCCCGAACCGAAGCCGGCCACUCCCAAAGCCACCACCCCGACACCCGAGAUCAAGAGCUCCCUGACUCCCACGGCUGAGUCCCCCAAACCGACCACGCCCGAACCCAUUACCAACGGCACACCCGAGCCCGGGCUGGACUCCAAAGCGAGCCCAGAUCACGCUGAGAUCAUCGGAGGCUCCACCCCCAAAGCGGCCCCACCCAAAACCCCCGAGGUGGAGCUGAAAUCAAGCGGCGCCGCGCUGGAAGCCAGUAAAGAUAUCACCGUGGCUGAGGAUUCAACAAGCGCCACUUGAGAACCGGUCCUCUGCGAAAACACAAAGGAAGUCCCACAGAUCUCCUCCAUCUCCCCCCCCACCGUAGACAAUCCAGCACCUCCCCUACCAAAUAUCAAGGAAGCCGCCACCUCUGGGGCUGGGAUGGCAUUUUAACACGUCCAAUGGCUGAACACUGUAUUACUCUGAUAACAGUAACUCACUUAUCUAUCAACUAACACUAAAACUUUGGAGACUCUGCAUCAAAAACACUUCACGUAACAAUUGUGGCUGUUGAUUGUUCGACAUAUUACUUAUUCGCACCUUGCAGCCUCAGAUUUUUUGGUAACUUUUCAGUAAAACUGCCAGACUGCAAAUGAAAGCCUUUGCAGAGUUUACAUCUAAAAUGUUAACUCCACAUAAGGUCUCUUCUUAAAAAACUCCCAGAAAGGUUUACAGCAUUUUACUAUAACAACAUGCUGAAAGUCCUCAACAUCCCACUCCGAUGUUUUCUUCUCUGUCAGCGUAUGGAUGAAGCAGAAAAAAAAGACAUUUGCAGCCAUUGUCAUCUCAACCCCUCUGAUUACACUUGACACGAUUGUUUUUUACUCACGUGUGCCAGAUCUCCAGCUUGAAAACCACUCUUAUCUUUACCCACACAAUAACACUAAUAAUACUAAUCCCUAUUACAUAAUGUAUAGCCUCAGACAGAGAUUCAGGCCCCCAGUGGAGAAUUCAGAUCCCUCAUGUCUUUGAUCUGGAUUUCCCGGUGGCUCUAUGAACAUCCCAGUGUGCUCAAAGUUUCAAGGUAUCAGGAAACUUCAGGCACUUAAUAAGACCGCCCCGCUCCUCCUGUAUGUUUGGCUUUCCAAAGAUAAAAUACUGAAUAAUGUGGUGAUUUAGAAAAUACCCCUUCGGCCUCCUUUUUUAUGUCCUUACUUUAGCUCGUCUUUCAGCCCUCUAUCUCUCCCCGCCUCUUCUUCCAUUCAUUUGUUCGGUGUUAUCUUUAAACAAAUGGCCUUUUAACUGAAAUCAAAGCAUACAGUUCAUUGAAAAGUCAUUCUUGUGUCUGUGACCCUGUAAAAUUUAGCAGAAGCUUCAAUAUUUAUGCCUUGUAUAUUCAGCAGCUCUGAAAUACUCCUACAGUUUCGAGGCCUUUCUCAUUGCCACGACCAUGAUCUGUCCGGAGCUGGUCUGAGUCAGUUUGGAAGUACACAAGGAUGCCCAGUCAGCACAGUUUAAUCCCCGCUGAAAUGUUUGUGUGGUCCUGGGGAGGUGUGCAGAUACAAUUUCUUGUGUGAAAAAUGCACGUCUCUACCUCAAGUUUUAACCGACCACCAGGAACUCAACGACUGUUCGGCUUUGACGCACUGGAGCGCUUCAGAGUUUGUAGGGAAGCACAAAAAAGGCCACCAUUCAAAGCGAUGAGAGAAACGGGGGGUGGAAAUUCUGCGCAGAUCCAUCUAUAAUCGACUGGCCAUUCUCAGUACGUGUCUUGAAAAAUACAUUUUUAUUAGAAAUAAUUUGAGAUGUGCCAGCAUCUUCAAAAAGCCAUAAGAGAAGUUAGACUUAGAUGUCAGAUUUGAUAUGAAAAUCGACACAAAAUACUAAAAUGACAAAAAAA